AUGAUUAUUGAUGCUCAAUUCCCAAGAGCAUCAUGGCCAAGCGGUAAAAUCAUUGAAACCUACCCAGGACCUGAUGGUCGCAUACGUACAGUGAAGAUUCAGGUAAAGGAUCGCGUGUAUAUCCGACCCACAGUCAAAUUAGUCAGGCUUCCAGCUGUUGAAGACUGUGAUGGAUAUAGACCAGAUGGAUAUGUUCCGUUUUCAGGAUUGACAGAAUCAAUUAUAGCAGCUGCUUGUUCAAGAGUUGGCAAGAGUGUGUUGCAUGUUGACAGACAAGCAUAUUAUGGUGGAAAUUGGGCAAGCUUUACUUUUUCCGGGUUGCUUGCAUGGAUUGAGGAGAAUAAGGAAGCAUUCAGUAAAGAGGAAAUAACAGAAUGGAUGAAUGACAUUAAAGAAGGUGAAGAAAUUCUACUGUUGAACUCGUCUGAUAAAUCCAUAAUGAAUGUGGAAGUAUUCAAUUUUGCAAGUCAAGAUCCUGUUGAAGAUGUAAAAGAAGAUGAUUCUUUACAGAAAAAAGAGGAUCUGUUUUUGACGGUUGAUCCAGAUGAAGACUUAAAAGAAGAAGGCUCUUCACAGAAAGAAAAUGAUUUGUUUCUGACAGUUGAUCUAGUUGAAGACUUAAAAGAACAGGGCUCUUCGCAGAGAAAAGAUGAUUUAUUUCUGACAGUUGCUGCUGCAGAAUCUUUUGAAUCUGGUAUUGACAAAAGUCCUGAUAUGUAUGUUAAUGAACAUCCAUCAGAGGCUUUAGAACACAAUGAUGUGUGUACCUCCUCACAGAAGAAAAAUCCAGAAUUAUUCCUAGAUGGAAAAAAGUAUGUUAAUGUGUGUAAAACUUCAGUGGCUGAAACAAGAAAGACUAUUACUUAUUCUCAGAUCAUCAGGGAAAGCCGAAGAUUUAAUAUUGAUUUGGUUUCCAAGCUGUUGUAUUCUCGGGGCUCUCUGGUUGAUCUUCUUAUUAAGUCUAAUGUAAGCAGGUAUGCAGAAUUCAAAAAUGUGAACAGGAUCCUUACUUACCAAAAUGGAAGUGUGGAACAGGUGCCAUGCUCUCGAGCAGAUGUCUUUGGAAGCAAACAGCUUACUGUGGUUGAGAAAAGAAUGCUUAUGAAAUUUCUCAGUUUUUGUAUUGAGUAUGAGCAACAUCCUGAAGAAUAUGCAGAUUUCAAGGAACGCACCUUUUCAGACUUUUUAAAGACCAAGAACCUGACAACAAACCUUGCAAAUUUCAUUCUCCACUCAAUCGCUAUGGUUUUAGACACUGAUCUCACCACAGAAGGCCUUCGAGCAACUCAGCAUUUCCUACAGAGUCUUGGUCGAUAUGGAAAUACACCUUUUCUUUUUCCCCUUUAUGGUCUUGGAGAAAUCCCACAGUGUUUCUGUAGGAUGUGUGCUGUUUUUGGUGGGAUUUACUGUCUUCGUCAUGGUAUCCGGUGUCUAGUAGUUGACAAGGAAACAAGAAGAUGUAAAGCCAUCAUUGACUCUUGUGGUAAGCGAAUCAGUUGUGGGCAUUUUAUUGUGGAGAGCAGUUACCUGUCAGAUGAUCAUCACCAAAAAGUAAAAUACAGGCUCAUCUCUAGGGCUGUACUUAUUACCGACCGCUCUUUACUCAAAGCAGAUUCUGAGCAGCUGAUUUCACUUGUUACUGUACCUCCUUUGAAAAAUGGACAACCUGCAGUCCGUAUUAUUGAGCUCUGUUCCUCUUCAAUGACCUGCAUGCAAGGAACCUAUUUGGUGCAUCUUACUUGUUCAUCUGUAGAAAAUGCAAAAGAAGAUCUGAGUCCAGUGGUGUCCAAGUUGUUUUCUGAAAACAUAAAGACAGGUGAAAAGGGCGAAGUAGAAGCAGAGAGGCCCAAUGUUUUGUGGGCACUUUAUUUCAAUAUGCCAGAUUUCUCCUCUGUGGAGAGAAGUUCCUAUGAUCUUCCCAACAAUGUCUAUGUAUGCUGUGGACCAGAUAGUGGUCUUGGGAAUGAUUGUUCAAUUCAACAGGCAGAGCACAUAUUUCAUCAGAUGUUUCCUGAUGAGGAGUUUUGUCCUCCUGCACCAAAUCCUGAAGACAUAGUUUAUGAUGGAGAUGGAGCUCCUCCAGAGGAGUCAUUGUUUAAAGAGCAUGAGGAAUCUGAAGUUGGAGAUGGAGAAGAACGCACAUUAGAUACCAAACACCUAGUCACAUCAACUACAAAUGAGGCUGAAGAUGCACAAGAAUCUGUCAAAGAAAUUCCUAGUGAAUGAACCAAAUUUGAUGAGAAAGAUUUAUUCCUGAUUGGGACAAAUACAAAUUGUCAACAUUUAUAUCUUUUAAUGCUCUGAACUGUAAAAUUUUAUCAUAUUUCAGAAUGUAAACUUAUAUAUGGUGGAUUAUUGUAAAAUUCAACAAUAUGACCAAAAUGGUUAGUUGGCAUGUAUUAAUAUUUAAUUAUUUUAAACCACUAGUUUUGAUUAAAAGUGUUAGAGGAUAAUAAAUUAUAUAAGAUAUA
Messenger RNA from Erpetoichthys calabaricus (reedfish), 2471 nucleotides. It is a transcript of the gene chm, whose product is annotated as CHM Rab escort protein. Gene Ontology annotation, molecular function: GDP-dissociation inhibitor activity. Gene Ontology annotation, biological process: vesicle-mediated transport; small GTPase-mediated signal transduction; intracellular protein transport. The transcript is spliced from 15 exons. The coding region runs from base 1 to 2226 and encodes 741 amino acids. Gene Ontology annotation, cellular component: Rab-protein geranylgeranyltransferase complex; cytoplasm; cytosol. The record is from RefSeq and is a predicted model, not a curated record. NCBI's taxonomy places the organism in Eukaryota, Metazoa, Chordata, Cladistia, Polypteriformes, Polypteridae.